Messenger RNA from Xiphias gladius (swordfish), 3533 nucleotides. RefSeq names its product inhibitor of nuclear factor kappa B kinase regulatory subunit gamma (gene ikbkg). The record is from RefSeq and is a predicted model, not a curated record. Gene Ontology annotation, molecular function: K63-linked polyubiquitin modification-dependent protein binding. The coding region runs from base 632 to 2434 and encodes 600 amino acids. The transcript is spliced from 15 exons. Gene Ontology annotation, cellular component: IkappaB kinase complex; cytoplasm; nucleus. NCBI's taxonomy places the organism in Eukaryota, Metazoa, Chordata, Actinopteri, Istiophoriformes, Xiphiidae. Gene Ontology annotation, biological process: positive regulation of canonical NF-kappaB signal transduction.
GAGUCAAGAUUCUUUUGUCAGAGAAUUGAAAUAUAUUUUUAAAUAAUCCAACUAAACAUGUUGUUCAGCCUUACAAAUUGUUUUUGAAUUCAAUCGAUUCCGAUAGAAAAGGAGAGUUUAUAAAUUUAUUGACAUAAUAAUAAUUACUUGCUGCCAUCCUAAAAUAUCAGGAUCUGAGAAACUGCAAGCGAUGGUUGGUCAUUAUCCUCGGUGAAAGUGAUUUAUAAGACCUGUGAGGUUUAACAAAGCGGGUUGUCUUUGCAGCCUGCGAGGAAGCUAGCUGCCUUAAAGGCUAACUCAGGGAAAAUUUUAAGAUGUAUAUUUCCUGAGUUAACAACAGUGGCCUCGGCUUUGACAGAUAACUUCUAUCCAUCCUAAAACCACACAAGCAACAUUUCUUACGGAAGUUUUAUAGUUCGUUGAUGCAGAUCGGAGUUUACGUCGGUCAGCGAAUGCCUCAGAUAACCCAGCUGCGGGUUGGCUAAAUUAUCCUAGCUAGCCCAUUAGCUAAGCGCUAGCUAUCUGGCAUUAUAACAUCGGCUAAACAACGUUAGCUACGCUUACUAACAGGUUGUAUGUAAGUGACAGCUUGGUUGCUUGUUAUUCCGGACAAAAAAACUGAAAAAGAAGGAUGGUGCAACCCCAGCCGGAUGGCCCAAUGCAGUGGGACAUGUCAGGAGAUGAGAGUGGAGGGGCCCUCAGGGUCCCACCAGAGCUGGCUGCCAAUGAAGUGGUGACCAGGUUGCUGGGUGAUAACCAGCAGCUUAGAGAGGCCUUGCGACGGAGCAACCUAGCUUUACGUCAGCGCUGUGAGGAGAUGGAGGGAUGGCAACGAAGGACGAGAGAGGAAAGAGAAUUUCUUAGCUCUCGUUUCCAGGAGGCCAGGGCCCUGGUGGAAAGGCUGGCCCAGGAGAACCACUCCUUACAGGGUCUUGUGAAUGGACCAGCCUCCUCCUCUAACCACUGCUGCAGCUCCAGCCAAACUGAAGACCUGCAGGGACGCCCAGCGAGGAACGGUCCACUCGACGGACCACAGACUCUAGAUCAGCGGGAGAGGAAGAGAGUUGAAGAGACAGAUCAACACACACAGACCACGCCACCUCGCAGCCUGGGUGAUGCGAGUGUGCAUAGCUCCUUGAGUAGCCCCCUCCCCACUCCCCCCACCUCAUUUUCCGAGGUACUGGGGGAGGUAAUGGGCAGGGAAAAAGGCCAGCCUGUGGAAGGUGCAAACGAGUUCCUGCAGUUGCUGAAGAGCCAUAAAGAAAAACUGGAGGAAGGUAUGAGAGAGCUGAGAAGGAAGAAUGAAGAGCUGGAGAGGGACAGAGACGAGGGAGAGAAAGAGAGAGAGCGGAUGCGUCGCUGCAUUGACCAAUUACGAGCCAAACUGGCCCAGGCACAGGCAAGCAAUGUUACUGAGGAGGUUGUUCAACAUCGCUCCGAGGCACAGCACUCCUCUGACUGGUAUCGGGAGCUGGAAGAGAAGCUCGAUUACCUACAGAAGAGUUCAGCUCAGCGUGACAGAACUGAAGCUCUGCUCAAACAAAAGGACAAGGACUGUGCUCAGCUGGCCAAGGACUGUGAGGCUCUGAAAGCUCAAGCAACUUCCCUAUUAGGAGAACUAAAUGAGAGACAGAGCUGCCUAGAGAAAAGUGAGCAUGAGCGCAAAAUGUUGGAAGAAAAGCUGUGCAGUAAGCUGAAGGCCCUGCAGGUGGCGGAGCGGGAGCUGGAGCAGCAGAGGAAGCAGCAUCAUGUGGCCAUGGACAAGCUGCUGCUGCAGACCCAGAGCCUGGAGCAGGCCCUGAAGACAGAGAGACAUGUUGUCACAGAGGAGAAGAAAAAACUGACACAACUGCAGCAUGCUUACACAUGUCUCUUUAGAGACUACGAUUCUAAACUGAAGAGUGAGGGAGGAGAUCUGUGCAGCCGACUAGAGGAGGCAGAGCGAGCGCUGGCCCUGAAGCAGGAUCUGAUUGAUAAACUGAAGGAAGAGGUGGAGCAGCAGAAAGGCUCACUGGAGACUGUUCCUGUCCUCACUGCACAGGCUGAGAUUUACAAGGCAGAUUUCCUAGCGGAGCGAGAAGCAAGAGAGAAGCUGAACCAGAAGAAGGAGGAGCUGCAGGAUCAACUGACUCAGGCCCUGGCUGAGAUUGACAGGCUCAAACAGGAAGCGGCAUCACGUGCACGUAUGGAGGAAAUGAAGAUGAGGCACAUGGAAGACUUUCCACCACGGGCCCCGCGCAUUCCUCCUACACAAGGCCCAACUUUUAACGGGGUGCCCCCUGCCCCCUCAUUCCGCAACCAGGCGUUGGUACCAGUCGGUGAUCAAGUGGCAGCUGGAGGUGAGGAGCUGCCAGAUUUGUGUUGUCCUAAGUGCAAGUACCAGGCUCCAGAUAUGGACACACUGCAGAUACAUGUCAUGGACUGUAUACAGUAACAUGGGUGUAGUUCAGCACACCGUGACACCAACACAAACAUGCAGAUAUAUAUACAGUAUAUUUACAUUUUUGACAUUCAGCGUCUGCUGCCAGCUCUGGGCACAGCCUGGAAAAACAUGUUUGGUAGUUGCACCUUACUCUCUCUGGCAUGCAAACACACAUAAACAUGAAUACAUACUGUGACUCUCACCAUUUAAAAAGUUGAAUAUUUUGGAAACAAGACAAGUGGCAAUCACAUGACAGUAUGAACAAGUGAGGAAAAAGAAAUGACAGCAAGAUAAUCAGCAAGGUAUUUUCCUAGAACUGCUCCACGGAUUCGGUUUCUGCUGUAGCUUUUCCAUUCCGCAGGCCACCCCUUUCUCGUCAUCAUUUUUGUCCCCCACCAGCUGUUCUUUUAUUUCCCCUUUCGCCCCUUUCUGUGCCCUGCCUCUGGCACACUGAUGCACUUGUCCAUCAGUAUUUGUACUGAAUCCUCUGUGUCUUGCUUCAGUCCCAUUUUCUGGUCACUCUCCACUCCAUUGGCAUAGUGGCAACGGAGGAGGUAACCACAUACUGGGGACUAAGCGUGUAUACUUUGACUGCAUCAUCCAUGUUGCACACAUCACACAUAUCAUUGGUCCUAAAGUGAUAAUAUCAAAAAAAGUCACAAUUCACAGGGGUACUCAAACGCCACAAAGGAGAAAUCAAAAUAAAAUGUGAAUAACCAAGUGAGCUUUAAAUACUAAAGAAUAUUUAAAUAUGUUUUGAUCAUAAAUGUUGCCUGUCUACAUUACCUCAAAACAUGUACAAUUAUGUAUUAGAGAUGGAUUUACUCUUGUUCAAAAAGUAGCCAUUCUCUGUUCUGUGCCUGUGUACACCUUUGACUGCACCACUGUUUGUCCUCUGACGCUAGAUCUGACCUGUAACCCAACAUAGCCCCAUCUGUGCCCCUUAUUCUGUCUUAUCUUUACCCGUGGCACCUAGCUAUUUAUCUUUCUGAAUGUAAGCACAUUGAAGUUCCUUCACAGUUUGUGUGAAUAUUGUCUGUAACUAUAGAUCAUUUCAGUGCAAAGGAUGUUGUUUGGAAACUGUUGAAGAUUUAUGAAAUAAAUGAGUUAU